AUGGAAUCGGCCGCUAAAAGUUUCUCAAUUGGAUCCUCUAGACUUUUAGCCUUGGCGCAGCAGCUGCGUGUAUACAAGCCGCCGCUUUCUUCACCGUUGGACGAGGCGGAAGAGAGCACCAGGAAACUCAUAUCUCGCGUUGGGUUUCAGGAGUCUGUGUCUCCGGUGAAGAAAGCCUCUGUCUUGAUCUGUCUCUUCGAAGGAGAUGACGGUGAUUUGCGUGUGAUUCUCACUAAGAGGUCUUCCACACUGUCUACUCACUCGGGUUUGUACUUUUUGCCUUUUUUGAAUUUGGUUUUGCUGAGUCUCAUAGAAAUAUUGACGACUUACAUCUUUGGAUGUAACGAUGUGAGCGGAACGUUUAAAGGAGAAGUUUCUUUACCAGGUGGUAAAGCAGAAGAGCAUGAUAAGGAUGCUGGGGUUACUGCAACCAGAGAGGCAGAGGAAGAGAUUGGAUUAGACCAUUCGCUUGUUGAUGUUGUUGCUUUCCUGGAACCAUUUAUGUCUCAGCAUCGGCUUAGAGUAAUUCCUGUAGUAGGAAUAUUGUGGGACAAAAAGGCAUUCAAUCCAACGCCAAGUCCUGCAGAAGUUGAAGCCGUGUUUGAUGCACCACUUGAAAUGUUUCUGAAGGAUGAGAACCGGAGAUCCGAGGACAUUGAGUGGAUGGGGGGAAAGCAUUUGAUUCACUUCUUUGAUUACAAAACAGGAGAUAAGGAUUAUGUUAUAUGGGGUUUAACUGCCAGAAUCUUGAUAAGAGCUGCAUCUGUGGUGUAUCAACGACCACCUGCUUUUAUUGAAGGGAUACCUAACUUUAAGUACUCCAGAAUGGUAGACAAACAUAUUUUUCCUCAUAUGUGA
Molecule: messenger RNA, 858 nt
Organism: Thlaspi arvense
Lineage: Eukaryota; Viridiplantae; Streptophyta; Magnoliopsida; Brassicales; Brassicaceae
Source: the annotation of a GenBank genome assembly